GACAGUUGUGUCUAAAAGGAAGCUCAAAGAUUUUGUUUUAGCCAACUUAUGCUCGAAGUGAAGAACUGUUGUGCUUUUAAGUGAAAUUAGGACGUAUGUCCUACAUUUUUAAUGAUUUGAUUUAACCCAAGAGAUGGAUGACGAUGAAAAGCAGAGGAAACUAGAAGCUGCAAGAGCUAAGCUUGCUAGCUACCGACGGAAGCGGGCGAAAGGCGACGGUGCGGGGGCGCCGAAAAAGACGCAGAAGAGGAAGGGCCAGACUGUCUCGCAGAAUGACGGAGCGACGCAAGGCCGACCCGUAGAAGCAGCACUUUCUCCAGCCAUUGACAGAGAGCUGAACAAGAAGACCAACCAUGAGGAACCCCAGAAGCCGGAGAAAAAAGAGGUUCAGCAGAACCAACGACCGAAAAAUCAGCCCCCCGCCCUGGAGCCCCCCGUCCUGGAGCCCCCCGCCCCUGUGGAAGAUUUUAAAGAAGAGGAGCUGAUUGCACUCACGGGCAAAGAGCAGCUCAAGCAGUUACAAGAGGCUGUGGAGAAGCGUAAUGAGAUCAUUGCUAGGCUCAGCUUCAGCCUGCAGGAGGCCCUGGCCAGCAGAGACCAGGUACAACUGGAGGCACAUACACUUACUGGACAGAUGCAGGCGCUACAGAGACAGCUCCAGCAGACCAGUGUAGAGUUUCUGCGCAUCAAAAGUCAGUCGGGGGCUGAAGUCCUCAACACUCGACAGCAGCAGCUUGGCCGUUGCUCCCAAGAUGCAGACCUCAAUCAUAAGGAGGCGUUAUCAGGGAGCUCAGCUUCUGGGUCAAUGACAAGUGUUUCAAGUUUCAGCACUGACUGUGAGACAGACACUGUUCUGCACAAACUGCGGGCUGAGCUGGAAGAAGAAAGGGAGAACAGCCAACGCAUAUAUGCUGAACUAGCGGAGGAGAUGGAGAAACACCAACAUGUGCUUUCUUUACUGGAGAAGGAGAAGAAGGGCAGGGAAGAGGAACAUAUGGAAAGAGAAGCACAGCUGCAAGACCUCCACACCCAGUUAAGCUUAGUCCAAACCCAGUGCCUUGAGAUGCAGCAGUACAAAGAGGAGAAGGAGAAGCUGAACAGUGAAGUGCUGGAGUUGAGGAAAAGGCUUCAGGAGGAAGCCGAUGCAGAGAGGAGACCUGGGGAGGAGGUGGCCAGCUCUGCUCUUCGUCUCCAGAGACAAGAGGAGGAGAUGCUGAGGCUCAAAGAGGAGCACAGAGAGGAGGUGGAGGGAGUCAGGCAGCUGUUGGAGGAGAGGGAAAAAGAACUGAAGUUCAGAGAGGAAGAGGUCCUAGGACUCAAAGCUUCUAAGAAUCGGCAGAACCAAGCGAAAGCUGGUUUUAGUUUUGAUGGAAAGGUGAUUGUAGAUGAGGCCAAUCUGGAGAGCGGACCUGAUGGGGACAGCAUGAUGGUAUCAAUACCUGGAGAUAUUCUGAUGGAGCGCUACAUGUCUUCAGUUCCUCCUGCACACUCACAAUCUUCCUUGGCCAAUGAGAGCUUUGAACACUGUAGUGUGCUGGACAUCCCUGCAGACUACAGUUUUGAGCUGAACAGUGAAGUGUUGGGAGAUGAGCCUCUGUUGUCAAUUUCAAACCGUUUCUUUCUCGAAGAAAGCGGCAACCUCCACAACACGUCUACCCCGCAGUGCUCUCCUGGCAUACCUGUCUCUGAUAACUCAAACCCUCAGUCUCCAGCUCAGUGGCUGUACAACUCCACUUCCGACGGUCUGGAGAUGAGUGAACUGUCCGAGCAGCAGUUCGAGGAAACUGACCUGGAGAAAGAGCUGCUGAAUCAGCAGUGUGGGGAGCUCCGUGAAGAGCUGCUUCUCAAGGACAAGGACUUGAAUGUGUUAAGGGAGGAAGUCAUCAACGGUGCUGAAGAGCUGGAGGAGGCCAGGAGCAGGUGGGCCCAAGUAACGGACGAUCUUAGGCAGGCCCUCUGGGAACUUGAAGAGGAGAAAGAGAAGAGGAUACAUGUAGAGGAGGAGAUGAACUUGAAAGUUCAUGAACAAGACAACCUGAAAAACAUAAUGGAAGAAAGGGAAAAAGAGAAAGCGGUGAUGUUGACGGAAAAGGAAGCUUCUGAAACCUCCCCGCUGGUCCCUGCUACGUCUCCAUCAGAGGAGAAAAACAAACUGGUAGGGGAGCUAAAAAAUAAACUGGAGAAAGAGGCUGCACUCCCGUCUCAUCAAAAACCGCAGGAGCUGCUGUUGUUGUCUCAGCAGGACAUAAAGCAGCCUACAAUCCCUGCCAAACAAAGCCCAGAGCUCAGAGAUGACAACCAGCUGCAAACACUGCAGGCUCAUUGUGAACUUCUCAUGUUGGAGCUUGAAGAGACAAAAACAACGCUUAAAACCACAGCAGCCCUGCUAGAUCAAAGGAUUAUGGAGCUGGAAGAAACAUUAAAGGAGCUCGACUCUAAUCGUGCACAGGUUGUAAAUGUUCGAACAGAAGUGGAAAGAUUGCGGGAAGAGCUGGAGAGGAGCCUGGGCAGUCUGGACAGUGCUGACAAAGAGAAGAAUGAAUUGGAGUCUCAGAUCUUCUGUUUGAGACAAAGCCUGGCCAACCUGGAGGAGGCCCAGGUCCAGACUGCGCAGGAGAGAGAGGAGCACAGGAGGAAAGAAGAGAAGAUGGAUGACCAGAUUAAGAAAAUGGAACAAGUCUUGGAGGAGGAACUGGAACAGUUUGAGAAACUGCUAAUAGCCAAGGAUGUUGUGUUUGCAGAAGAGAAGGAAAAAUGGGAGGAAGAGAAACAGGAGAAGGAGAAAGGGUUCCUUGAUGUGAGGCAUCACCUGGAGGAGCAGAGGAGGGAGAAGGAGGAGGAGGUGAAGGCUCUCCUGGAGAAGCAGCUCAUGGCUGUUGAGGAGGCUACAGAAAGGCUCAAGACGUCUCACCAACAGGAGAUGAAAGACCUGAUGGAGAAACGUCAACAAGAGAUUUCUGAGGCGAACACUCAGCUGGAGGCAGAACUGCUGAAGCAGCUGGUCAUUAUGGAGGAAGAACAGAAGAGACAGAUCAGCCUAAUAAAACAGGUGACCGAACGUGAGCAUGAGAGGAUGGUCUCAGAGCUUUCUGCCGAACACAAUGAGGAGCUUGCUCUACUGAGGACAGAGGUGUCCUUGGAGCUGAGGGAGAGCAUGGAGGCUGCCCACCAGGCUGAACUGCAGCAGGCACAGGUCCAAAAGAAGAGCGAGUUUGAAGCCUUGCGUCUGAGCCUGACCUCCGCCCACAUGUGUCAGCCGGAGCAGGAGUCUGCUCUCACUAAGGUCCAGGGGUCCCUAAAGGAGACACUUGCCCAGGAAAGUGCACUCCUGCAAGACCGGCAUCAGUCAGAUCUGGACCAGACCAGACGGCAGAACCAGGAGCAGCAGGAGAAACUGCGAGAGCUGCACCAACGAGACAUGAAUGAGUUGAAGCAGCAGUGGGAGACUCGUGUUGCUCAGGAGAGAGCUGCCAUGGAGGAAGAGCAGGCCAAAGAGCUGCAGGCUUUAAGGUCACAGUUGGGUAAGGAUGCUGAGGGCACCCAGCCAAACCUCCAGACCUCUCUCUCAGAGACCCAGGCAGAACUCGCCAGCACCCAGGCCUCCCUCAUCCAGACCAACAAAGCUCUUACUGAAGCCCAGGCAGCGAUGUCCCAGACCCAGUCAGAGCUGCAGGAGUCCCAGACCAAGCUCCGGGAACUCCAGACCUCCAGUAAGGAGCAGAACCAGAAACUGGAGCAGGAGGUGACACAAGCCUGGGCUGACCGAGAUGCUGCUGCCAGUGCUCUGGAGAAGUUGGUUUCUACCCAUAAGGCAGUGCUGCAGGAGAAAAAGCAACAAGUACUCCACCUAGAGGAGAUGGAACAGAAACUGUACCAAGAGGUUUUGCUCCUUCAGAAAGAGAAGACUUCUCUUAAACAGAACUCUGAACAAGAAGUAUGUCAGCUGUGGACGCAGCUGGACAGCAUGAGGACCAGUCGCCAUGAGUUGGGAGAGCUGAAGGAUCAGCUGCUCGCUCGCUCGGCUCGUGUUGAUGACAUGGAGUGCCUGAAGACAGAGUUUAAUGAACAAAAACGGGAAAUCAAAGAACAGAAUGAGGCUGAGCUGGAAAGCCUGAGGAGGUACUUUGAGAAGCGAUUGCAGGCAACAGAGGAGAGCUACAGGGAGGAAAUUGCGUUGCUCCAGCUGAGGCUGGUGGAAAGUGCCUUGGAGGAAUCUGUGAUUAAAACUGCAGAUGACAGUUUCAGUUCCAUGUCUCAAGGCCAAGCUGAGGAGGAAAAAGCUCAUGUGCUUUCUGACACUGACUUCAAACUAGAGAAACGCAAGGAAGCGCUUGACAGUUUGCGCCUUCAGCUGGAGGAGAGACACACAGCGGAUCUUGCCAAUCUACAAUCUUCUAUGACUCUUUCCUUUAAGGAAGAGCUGCAACAGAUGCAGUCAGACCUCACUGACCACUACUAUGAAGAGCUGCAGGAGAAGAAGACUCGUCAUGCUCUGGAGCUGGAGCAACUCAGAGCCAAACUUUCUGACAGUCACUUACGAGAGCUCACCAGAGUUCAUUUGGAGGCAGCACGGCAGGUUGAGGUGGAGGUUGAACUGAGGAUGUGGUGUCACACUGAGGAGAUGCAGACAAGGAUGACCAUCAUCCACACUCUGGAGAGCAGACUGGCUGCAUUGAGUGAACAACAUGGUGCAGAAAUGCAAAGGAACUCACAAAAGCUGAAACAGGAGUUUGCUGGGGAGCUCGUCCAUCUCGAGGAAGCGCUGAAACAGGAGAGGGAGGAUGUGCAGGAGAAUGUGAAGAGGCUGAGAGAAGAGCUCCUAAAGAAGCACGAAGCUGAGCGCUCUGCCCUGAGGUCAGACCUCGACAAAGACAUGGAGAAGGAGAGGACACGCCUUGAGAAAGCGCUUCACGAGGAGAAAGAGAAGUUAAUGUCUCUACAGGCUGCACUGGACAACGAUGAGAGCCCACAGGUUUUGAUAGUGCAGCAGAGACUGGAGGCCCAGUACGACGGUGAGCUGCAAAGGGCAAAGAGCUGCAUGGCAACAGAAAUCAAGGAGCUCGCUGCUCACCUGCAGGAGCAGGGAGAAGAGCGGCUCCGCCAAGCCCAAGAGAGGUUCCAAGAGGAAAAAGCAGCGUUUGAGCAGAGUUUGGCCCAAAAAUGUGAAGUCUCUCUGGCAGAGCUAAAGCAAAAACAUCAAACUGAGCUGGAACAUGAGAGGGCAACACUACUGAACAAACUCUCCCAAGAGAAGGACACACUCUAUGCCAAACACAAAGCACAACAAGAUUCACUCGGUGCCAGUCACAGAGAUCAGCUUGCAGCCGCGACCGUGGAGUUUGAAUCCAAACACAACGGCGAGCUUGUCGCCUUGGAAGCAUCCUUCGAUUCCAAAAGAAAGGCAGACCUUGAAAGUCUGGAGGCCGUUUUUCAGGAGACCAAUCAGGCUCAGCUGGAGGCUUUAGAAGCGGAGUUAUCUCGCAAACACCAGGAAGAGCGGGAUGAACUGGAAAAGAGGAUGCUGGGUAAUAUGGACACUUUGGAGGCCACAUACCUGAAAGAAGUGCAAACACUGCGGGAUGAAAUGGUGCAACUUGAAGAGAGACAUCUUCAAAACCUGAAUCUCCAGAAGUUGAAACGUAAGCAGACAAAGGAGCGCCAUGCCGCGGAGCAGCUGUCCAUCAGGGAGGACCUGAGGAAAGAGCUGGCUCAGAUGCACAUGGAGAAGUUUAGUGCCAUGGCAGCAGAGCUCAGCCACGUUCACAAGACUGAGCUUGCUGCUCAAAAAGAGGCCUUGGAUACUGAACACUGCAAAACACUGGAGACUCUUAAGAAGCAGGUUUUAGAACUGGAGCAACAACACAGCAUUGCUCUACAGGAGCUCUCGCAUACCUGCACUGCUGAAAAAAAGCAACUCAUCGCACAGCAUCAGCUGCAGCUACAGGAGUUGAGGGGUGUCUCUGCGCGGGAAUUAGAGGCUUGUCGCAGGGAACUUGAAGAGGAGUUACCAAGGCAACGUCAGCACUUCCUUGAAGAGGUGGAGCUCCUCAAAAUCCAAUCAGAGGAGAGACUGCAGGACAGGAUUAACCGACUGAAGACUGAGUUUGAAGAUCAGAAGGAGGCGGGGCUUGAAGACCUGAAGAGGAGCUUCACAUCUGAACAGGAGGAGAAGGAGCGGAGCUACACAGUCAAGAUGAGCCAGCUCACUGUCCAACUGCAGCAGCUGGACGCUGUGGUGGCACAGCUGCGAGCAGAGGUUGGCUGUCUGCAGGGAGAGUUGGAAGGGAAGCGUUCAGAGAUGGAGACUUUGGACACUCUCCUCCAACGACGGGAGCGAGAGACUCAGGAGGGAGGCAACCUCCUCAAAAUGCUCACUGAUGAUUCGCAGGCUGCUAAAGAGGAAAGACGUAAACUCCAACAGGCUAAUGAAAAGCUGAAGAAGGUGCUGAUUGAGAUGAUUCGCAGCACCAUCGCAACAGAAGACCUGAUUGGACAAAAGAUCACUGCCCGAGCCAAAACAUCAGAGCAUGUGACCCGUCAGAGGAGCUCAACCGGGAACAAAGACGAACAAGAAUCAGGUAUCUCAGUGGCAGACUUGUCUUCAGAAGACAUGGAGCUGACUCAGCUGCUCUGCGAGAGCCUGCUGGUUUCGGAUACUCAGAUCAAUCCUGCGGGAGAAGAAGCGGCUCUGAAUGCCUGCAGCAGACUGCGUCACACUGUUAACACGCUGCUGGACCUGCUCAACCAGGCCAACACACAGCUGGAGCAGACUCAUGGUGUCCACCUUUCCCUGGAGGAGAAGUUCUCUCAAGGCAGAGACUACACCGCCCAACUCCUUGUGCAGCACCAGCUCCUUUUGGAGCAGCUCGAUCAGGAGGCGAAGCUGAAGAGUCAACUCCAGCUGGAAUUCCACAAGGCAGAAGGGCUUUUGGAGGGCUAUGUGGCUGAGAAAGCGUUGCUAGAAGAGUCCCUGCAGCAGAAAGAGGCACAAGAGGAGAGACUAGUGGAGGAGCUGGAGGACCUGAAGGUGAAGCUUCACCAGAUGCAGGGCCUCACCGCAGAGCUGGACGGCCUCAGACUGAAGCAUCAGGAGCUCAGUGAGGAGCAUUCACUUCUCCUGCGCCAGAAGGAGCAUCUCUCCGCUGGACUGGGGGAGAGGGAGAAAGCUCUACUGGCGGAGACGGACAGUUUAAGCAAGGAUAGGCUGGACUUGCAGCGGCAGGCGGAGAAGGACCACAGCUCUCUGUCGCUGCGCCUCAGGGCCCUGGAGAGGGAGCUGGAGGAGCAGGAAACAAAGGACCUGGAGACGGAGCAGCACCACAAGACCCACACAGAAGACCUCAACCAGCGCGUCCAAGCACUCGAGAAACAGCUGAAACACGACAGGCAGUUUAUAGAGGAGCAGGCUGUGGAGCGUGAACACGAGAGAGACGAGUUCCAGCAGGAGAUCCGAAGCCUGGAGGCCCAGCUCCGACAGACGGCCAGCGUGGAUAGCAAAGGACACAGAUUUCAGGACUUGGUUCUGCAGGUGGAGAGUCUACAAUCUAUCCUCAAAGACAAGACGGAGGACCAUGCAUCCUUGCUCAACGCCAAUCAGCAAGCCCAGCGCGACCUCUCAGAGCGCAAUGAGGAGAUAGACAAGCUAGCCGGGCGAAUCAGAGAGCUCGAGCAAGCCCUGCUCAACAGCGCUGAGAGUAAAAGAUCUAUUGGUCAACUGGAACAAGAGCUCCACAAAUCAAAGUUGAGAGAACAGGAACUUUCACAAGAUAAGCAGGCACUGGAGCAGCAGCAGCUGUCCAACAGGCUUCAGAUCUCCGCCCUGCAGUCCAAGGUGGAUGAGACGCGACACUGUUACCAUGACAACACGCGUGACCCCACCCAGGAGUUAGCUGAUGCCCUGGACGUUGCGCAGCAGAGCCUGCAGAGCAAAGAGCAAGAGGUCUGUAAGAUUGUUCUGGUAUGGAGGUCACUGCUUGGCCAACUGGAGACGGUGCAGAGAGACUUCAGUAUCAAAGAGGUUGAACUAAAACACUUCGCACUACAGCUUGAGCUACUGACCAAUCAGAAUGCAGCUCAUGUUAACGAGCUCCAAGAACAGAUUGAUACUCUAAAGGAGAAGGUGUUUGCUCUCACCAUACUAACGGAGGACAAAGAGGAACAAAGCGAAGUGGAAGAGGCGGAGCAUCUCUCCUCGGCAUUACUCGAGGAGAAAAAUCAGGAGAUCGACCAUCUCAACACGGAGAUCCAAAGACUGGAACAGGAGUUGGAGAACGGCAGGGACAACAAGGCUUUGGAGGUUGAGCUCGAGGAUCUGCGCUCACAGGUGGAACACCUUCAGUCUGAGAUCAUGAGAGUGCGUCAGGACAAACAGGAAGAAGAGGAGCGCCUUCAUGAGGUCAUCAGCACGCUGCAGGCUGAACUCGCCACAUUAGGCCCCAACCUGCAUGAAGUCAGUGACUCUCAGGAUGGUGACAGCAUCAAUCCCUCGCCGGCUCCCAGCCCCGAACCUCAACACUAUACCAUCCAGGAACAAGCGAGGAGGGGAGGGCCAAACAGCCUGAAGCAAGAGCUCAGCUUGAGUCAUUCUGCCUCGUCUCGUUCCCUCAGAUCUCGCUUCAAGGCCCUCCAGAGUCAGCUGGAGACUGCGGUGGCAGAGAAAGAGGGACUGGAGCGACUACUGCUCACCCAGGAGGAAGAGUACAGAGGACACGGUGAGGAGUUUGGAAAGAGGCUGACAGCUGAGAGGGAGAGGGCCGACGAACUCCAAAGUGUCCUCACCUUCAAAGAAGCUGAGCUCCAAGAAGUCAAAGCUCAGAAAGAAGAGGAGACCGAGAAGAGGACACUACCUGAAGAAGAGGAUGACAGUUGCCAAAUUCAAUCCCAACAGACGAGCGCCCUGCAUGAGAAGAACGUCCACCUCAGCUCUCUGAUUAUGGAACUCCAAAAGAGAGAACAGGAGAGCCUCACAGAGAUCGAGACUCUAAAAACAAAAGGGCAGGAGAUGGAAAUGGAAACGGAAGUCCUACGAGAAACCAGUCUCACGUUCGAGAGACGAGUCCAGGAGGUGAGAGCCGAGGUGGCAAACAUGGAGGCACUGGUUGAUGAGGAACGGACUAAGAUUAAAACCCUCAAGACUGUAAAGGGAGAGCUUUAUGCUGAACGGGAGGCACUGAGGAGAAGGGAGGGCAAACUCCAGGAGGAAAUUGAAAGGCUCAGACAGGAAGCGACUUCAAUGAGAGCCUGUAUCCAGGACCUGACGGUCCAGCUCGACGAGAAGGAAACUAGUCAAGAAGAGGCUCAAAAGGAAGUGCUGACCCAUGCUGAGGUGACACUGGCUAAAGCAGACGCUGCCUUGAGACAGAGGGAGGCUGAGCUCGCCAGACUGAGGGCAGAGCAUCACGCUCUGAGGGCGGAGCUGACUGCGGUGAAGCAGGGGCUCAGCACCAGUACAGAGAGGGCUGAGAAACUACAUGAGGAGGGACAGACCAAAGACCGUGCCCUAGUCGACCUGGAGACUGAGAACCAGCGGAUGAAGGCGGAGCUCCGAGCUCUACAAGAAGACCUGGCUGUACAGGAAGAGGAACUGGCCUAUCAGCAAAGAGAACUACAGCAAAUCCAACAACACUGUCACCAGCAGGACACACUUCCUCACCAACAGGGACACCCACAGAAGGAUAUUUCUCACAGAGCUUUUGAGGACGUCGUGAGCGUCUCUCUCGAUGAAGCCUCUCUGAGCUCGCCGGAGGUUUUAAGGCGACUCGAAUGCUCCGAAGACAGAAUCCCAGAACGGUUCCACGCCUCUGCUCUCGGCUCCCGUCUCUCUGACUUCAGCGCUCUGAACAGCACAGGCCUGGAUCUCCACCUGGUCAAGACUUCUCCCAGAGUUGUGAUGGAGCCUCCACACUCCAGGACCAUCACACCAGAUCCAGCCACACAGAGUACACACUCCCCAGGCUCUGUGUCGGCGUCUGACAACUUCUCCAUGCUUGACUCGCUGGACACUGACAAAGUGCACGAGUUGGAAGAACUUGACAUAACAACACCUCCAUCUCUUCUUGGCUCCACCUCUUCCUUGUCAGCCCCUGAAUGGGCCAGUGAUGGAUACGGCAGCAAUGUGAGUUCAGAAUUGGGCGCGAGGCUAAAGGUGGAGCUGGAACAGACUGAAAGGCUGGAUGCUCAGUUUCUGGAGUAUCUCCGCUGCCGAGGAAUGAACCCCACCGUUAACACAGACAGUGCUGCAGGCAGUAUGAGCUACAGUGAUGAGCUGUUGUCACCUGAGCUGCAGUGUCUGUUGAAGAAAGUGUAUCAAGAAAGCUGCAGAAUCCUCACUUUGUCCCAACGUCGUGGCACUUCCUCAACACAACCUCUUGUGCCGGAUUUAAGGGUGUUCAUGUCGAAUCAAACUGAGCAUCACUCUGAAGAUGGCUCCCUGAUACUGGACCGCCGGGACAAUUCAUCCUCCAACCCCCCCAUGAGCUGGCAGCAGGAGAAGAGGGCACUGCAGGAGACUGUGAUUGCUCUCAGAGAGCUGCUCUGUCGAAUGGCUCAGAGACACACACAAACUGACCACAGAGCUGAAGAUGACUGGCGCGGAGAUCAGCUCGAACUGACAGGACAGGUUGAAUCCCAACUCAGGGCCGAGCUGGAGGAGAGUCAGAAACAACUGAAAUGUGCUCAUGACACUCAGCAAGAGCACAAGAACAAAAUACAGUCAGUCAGGGUGGCUGUAGAAGAAGGUGAGGAAGCUGUGAGACGGGAGCAGAGCAGAGUCCAGGAGCUUCAACAACAACUGGAGCAGGAGAGAGCUCUGAGUCUCCGCGAGGACAGAGAGAAGGAGGAAAGGAGAGAGGCUGUGCAAGUAUCCUCUGAGCAGCAGAGGUCAGAGGUCAUGGCUCUCAAGGGUCAGGUGGAACAGGAGAGGGUGGCCUGCAGCAACCUCAGACGGGAGCUUCAGAUUGAACAGUCCCGCAGUGUACUGCUGGAGAAACGCCUCGACGACACCCAGAAGGAGCUAAAAGAUGAACGCCAACUCUCUGCUCACCAGCAACAGCUCAACAUCCAAGACAAGACUCGUCUUGAGCGCCUCCUGACUGAAGCAGAAUCUCGCCUCGCAGAAAUUCACUCCAAGCUCGCAGAUGCUCACAGGAAGCUGGAUGAAGAGGGAGACCGUUGCUCCAGGCAGAUGGAUGAACUCAGCCGCAGACACGAGGCGGAUGUCGCCAGAGACAGGAAGUUCCUCUCCGACAUGCGCGCCCAGCUGGAGCAGGAGCGAAGGCAGGGGGAGGGGCUGGCAGAUGUGAUGGACAAACUGAGGGCUGAGCUGCUGCAGAGCAGGAGGAAAUGGGAAGAGGAGGACAGAACGAGGAGGGCGGAGCUGCAGAGGGAGAAGGAGGUCGCCACCCGACAUCGUGUAGCGGUGGAGACCUUGAAGGAGCAGAAACAGGAAAGCAGCUGUGCUUUAGAGAUGGAGCGAGAGCGGUCCAGACACCAAGGGGUGGAACUGACGGAGCUCAAGGAGAGACUGCGACUGCUAAAGGACAAAGAGAGGGAGAGGGAUGAGCAGUGGGAGAGAGAGAGGAGGAAUGGGAGGCAAGAGCAGAUGGAGAGGGAGAGACGACAAGAGAGGACCAACAACAAACUGUGUGAGUUGGAGUUGUUGAGGCAACAGGACCAGCAGCGCAUGCAGGAGCUGCAGCACACUCUGGUAGAGCUGGAAAGAGAGGAGAGAGAGAUGGCUGCUCAGAGGCUGUCGGGACGAACUACAGGGCAGCAACACAAGGCUGCAUCCUCGCAGCAUCUCCAGACUGACUUCCAGGCAGGCAGCGCACAACAAAACCAGCAGAGUCUGAUGGAAAGGAUGUUGAAGGAGAACUCUGAGCUGACGGAGCGUGUGACAUCACUGAGUCAGGAGAGAGCCACCCUCAAACAUAGACUCUCCAGCCUGGAGCGACAGCUGCGGCGUGCAGAGAACGAGCUCGCCAAGGUCACCACAGAAACCGAAAACAGACCCAUCAUUGAUGUGACCAGCAACAGCAAGUUUCAGCGUUUGUAUGAGCGCUACCUGCGUGCUGAGAGCUUCAGGAAAGCUUUGGUGUACCAGAAACGUUACCUGCUGCUGCUGCUGGGAGGUUUCCAGGAGUGUGAGCAGGCCACACUGUGUCUCAUCGCCCAUAUGGGGGCAAGGCCGUCACCCCCACUCUCCUCCCACAACAGACCCCUCGGACGAUUUAGGGCUGCUGUACGAGUCGUCAUUGCCGUCUCAAGAAUGAAGUUCCUGACUAGGAAAUGGCAGAGAGCGAUCAGAAGGUUAUCUGUAUCUGGGACUGUCAACGGGCAUGCUCCAGGGUCUAAAGCUGAAGUUUUAAGGCAACAACAGCCAAGAUUAAAUUUUGACUCUCCACCAAACCGAGACAGCAGUUCCGUCCACAAAGACGCAGCGUCCACUCUCGUUCCACCAACAAAAUCGCCCUUCAGGUUGCACAACAGGUCGUACUCCAGCACUACUCUGGCCUCGGAGCAUUCAGGAGGAGUGUCUCAGGAUCCAGAGCGAUCGCUGACAGAAUAUAUCCACCAUCUAGAGAAAGUCCAGCAACGGUUGGGGGGAGCAAGACAAGAGGAAAGGAGGAUACAGCCAGUCUGUUCCCCUGAUAUGAUUGGUUAUCGGCAGCGCUGGCUGCAGGAGAAUAGGACGUGGCUGUACCUGAGCUGCUUGUCGCCCCUUUACCUGAAUGGUCCAGGUUCGUCUGCGCUCCAGCCCGACCCAAAGUUAUCCGACCGCUGAAUGAAUGUCUGCUGUCUGCAGAUCGGCCAAAAUUGUCAUUGCCUUACACCUAAUGUAGAAAUUUAUAGAACGGAAUAUCACACCAUUUUUG
Messenger RNA from Cottoperca gobio, 12872 nucleotides. It is a transcript of the gene pcnt, whose product is annotated as pericentrin. The record is from RefSeq and is a predicted model, not a curated record. Gene Ontology annotation, molecular function: molecular adaptor activity. Lineage: Eukaryota; Metazoa; Chordata; Actinopteri; Perciformes; Bovichtidae. Gene Ontology annotation, biological process: signal transduction.